Cynocephalus volans (Philippine flying lemur) is the source of this 4667-nucleotide messenger RNA. RefSeq names its product UBX domain protein 2A (gene UBXN2A). Gene Ontology annotation, biological process: membrane fusion; Golgi organization; autophagosome assembly. The coding region runs from base 188 to 964 and encodes 258 amino acids. Gene Ontology annotation, cellular component: nucleus; cytosol. NCBI's taxonomy places the organism in Eukaryota, Metazoa, Chordata, Mammalia, Dermoptera, Cynocephalidae. Gene Ontology annotation, molecular function: ubiquitin binding. The transcript has 7 exons. The record is from RefSeq and is a predicted model, not a curated record.
CGCUCGGCGCCCGGAGAAGACCCAGGGAGGUAGGUCGUAUCCCAGCAGCGCGGCCGUGGAGCAGCGCCGGGGGCGACAGCGCUCCUGGUCUGAGGGGCUCCAGGCAAGCGGCGGUGGCGGUGCCCGAGGCCCCUGAGCGAAUUGAGGACGAGGCUGCGAGGCCGCGCCCAAAGUAAGGCAAAAGAGAAUGAAAGAAGUAGAUAACCUUGAAAGUAUAAAAGAAGAAUGGGUAUGUGAAACAGGAUCUGACAAUCAACCUCUUAGUGAUAAUCGACAAACAAAUUGUGAAUAUUUUGUUGAUAGCCUUUUUGAGGAAGCUCAGAAGGUUGGUGCAAAAUGUGUAUCCCCCACUGAACAGAAGAAACAGGUAGAUGUAAGUAUAAAAUUAUGGAAAAAUGGAUUCACGGUUAAUGAUGAUUUCAGAAGUUACUCUGAUGGUGCAGGUCAGCAGUUUCUGAACUCCAUCAAAAAGGGGGAGUUACCUUCAGAAUUACAGGGUAUUUUUGAUAAAGAGGAGGUGGAUGUUAAAGUUGAAGAUAAGAAACAUGAAGUAUGUAUGUCUACAAAGCCUGUGUUCCAGCCCUUCUCAGGACAGGGUUACAGACUGGGAAGUGCCACACCAAAAAUCGUUUCUAAAGCAAAAAGUAUUGAAGUUGAAAAUAAAAGUAAUUUGUCUGCUGUUCCACUAAAUAACUUGGAACCCAUCACUAAUAUACAGAUCUGGUUAGCCAAUGGGAAAAGGAUUGUCCAGAAAUUUAACACUUCUCAUAGGGUAAGCCACAUCAAAGACUUCAUCGAAAAAUACCAAGGAUCUCAACGAAGUCCUCCCUUUUUCCUGGCAACAGCUCUUCCUUUCCUCAAAUUACUAGAUGAAAGACUCACACUGGAAGAAGCAGAUUUACAGAAUGCUGUAAUCAUUCAGAGACUCCAAAAAACUGCUGAACCAUUUAGAGAACUUUCAUAGCAUUAGUUUUUGAUAGACUAAGUGGAAAAUUUGGAGAGAAGUGGUGGUUGAAAGUGGACAUGCAAACCAAAAUGGAAAGAAGUCAUAUUUGCUGGACUUGUAGUUCGAGUAUUAUUUAACUCUCCCAAUGAUUUUUAAAUAAGUACACAGUAGGAAAGUAACAUAUGACUGGAAACUAUAUUUGAUGCACUUUUGAAUAUACUUAUUUUCAAACACUGAUUAAUCAACAUAUUUUAUGCAUUUUGGGGGCGGCGGUGGAAGCUGGCCUACAUGGGGAUCCGAAACUUCAACAGUGUUUUAACACCAUGCUGUAACCAACUGUACUAAAUGGCCAGCCCCCAAAAAAGAUAUUUUAAAUAGCUGUAUCAUUUAGAAUCUUAAUAUGGUAUAAAUUAGCAAAUAUGUUUACAGCAUCAGUCCUUCAAACAUUAUUCCCAAACAGUAGGGAUUUAUUUAAACAUUAGUUGUCUCAGAGUUUUUAAAUGGCAAUAUGUUAAAAAAAAAAAACAUACAUGGCAGGUUAAAAGCAUCAGUGUAAUAAUUUUAUAAUUCAGAUAUAAUCAAAAGGCUGGAAGGACCUGUUUUAACCACGGCUAUGCCUGAACCUCAAAGUGGUUUCUCAGUUUUCAUUCUGUAAUGGCAAGAUAUACUCAAAUAUCAAUUGGGAAACAGUAUCUAAGAUGUAUUUUCAUUUAAGAAUAAAAUUGUGUAGCUUAGUGUAAUGUCAGUAUUAAUCACAUUUCUAUACUUUCAAAAAAUGUAAUUUAAAAAAAAAAUUUUUCUGCCCAGGAACCCCAGUUUAUCUCCUUUCUAUAAUUUCUUUCAAAUAUUAGGGAUUUUUUUUUUUAGCUAAGAUUUGGGAUUAGCCAUUCAUUUGCCACCACUCACUUAGAAUCUAAUGCCUGUGUUGUCACUGUACUAAUUAAUGAAUAUUUUUUAAAUGCUCCUCGUUAAAGUAUGGUUUUCCAUUUCAUACGUCAGAGUCAACCUGUGUAUACAUUGAAAGACUAUUUAUUACUUUUUUUUUUUUUUUUUUUCCUGUCAGCUGGCCGGUAAGGCAAUCUGAACUCUUGACUUUGUUGUUAUAACACAUAUUUAUUACAUUCUGAUGUCACCAAGAAAUCAUGUUUUGUAUCUUAGAUGUUCAACUAAAAUCAGACCUCAAUAUUUCACUGUCAGAUUAAAUUCAAUUGCUUGAAAAUAAGUUUAAGAAGCUUUUUCACAAAUGUCCUAUUGAAUCAGAUUUAAAGUGAAGUAUAUAUUGAGGGCCGAGCCCGUGGCUCACUCGGGAGAGUGUGGCGCUGGGAGCGCCGAGGCUGCGGGUUCGGAUCCCAUAUAGGGAUGGCCGGUUUGCUCACUGGGUGAGCGUGGUGCUGACAACACCAAGUCAAGGGUUAAGAUCCCCUUACCGGUCAUCUUUUAUAAAAAUUUAAAAAAUAAAAAAUAAAAAAAGUAUAUAUUGAGUGCACCAGGGAACUAAGUGGCCCAUAUCAGCAGUAAUGUUCAUAGGGUUCUGGAUGUAUACUGUAAAGCAGCAGUUCUCAAACCUUUUGUUUAUGUAGGAUAUGCAUAUAUAUAUUUAUUCAAAAGUUUUAUUCAUUUAAAAAUAAUAACUUCCAAAGCAUAAAAAGAUUUAGUGAGAAAAGUGGCAUUGCAUUCUGUUUUUUGCAAAUAUCUUUAUAUGAUUAAAGAAAACAGGUGGUUUCUCAUAUCUAAUUCUACAUUCAAUCUGUUGUGAUAUCACACAUUAUGUAGCCACUGGAAAGCACCACAAUGCACUCAUGAGAGAAUGCAAAUAACACCUUUGUAUGAUUAUGAAAAAAGUUUUGACAUCACAGACCCCCUGAAUGGAUCUCAGGAAUCCCAAAGUGUCCCUCAACCACACUUUGAGAACCAAUCAUAUAAAGAAAUGGUUCUCAAUGACUCUCAGUUUUCAGUGUAAUAAUAAACUGUGGGCUGACCAGUUGUUAGCUCAGUUGGUUAGAUCACGGUGUUAUAACACCAAGGUCAAGGGUUCAGAUUCUCAUACUGGCCAGCCUCCGAAAAACAAAAACCACCUGGGGCACUUUUCAAAAAUGGCUGUUCCUGUCACCUACCACAAAUAUUAUGAUUCACUUUAUCUGGGAUGGGUGCCAGAUCUCUGCAUUUUUAAUCUCGAUUGAUUCUUAGGCAUAUGGUACAAGUAUCACUCUUCAGGAAAUCCUGCGCUAGGCUUUCACCCUAAGAAAAUAAAACCUACAUGCUUCACCACGAACAGUGGAAGACUCGACUGAAAUGGGGCUGCUAGACCUCUAAGUUUUAUCCUCCUCCCCAGAGUUUGCUCUUAGAAAGUCUGUUAGUCCUUUAACCCCAGACUAAUCAUGAUAUAAAUCCUUGCUUUAUCCUAUAGCACAGCUGAGUCAAGGUUGGGAUAUUUAACCAUUUUUACUAAAGGCUCAAUAAUAACAGAAGGGAAGUAUAUGUGUAACUAGAUUUAUAGCUUAUAAGAUAUAUCUUCUGUUUGUGCUCUAUUUUAAGAAUGCUUCCUUUCCCAGUUCCCAUCCUUCCACAUGGCGAAGUCUGUCUUUAUAUUAAGAGGAGGAGGAGGACAAAGGAGAGUCUUGUCUGUUUGUCAUUCUUAUAAAAUGAGGGGAUGGUGGAAUCAAUGAACUUAUCUUUCAGAUAUAGAAAAUAACUUAGGAUGAUUACGAAUAUACCUGAUCAAUAUAUCAUUCUCUAUUUCUAUAAAGGGCCUGUCAUUGAGAAUCUUUCUGUGUACCUAUAGAAAAGCCUCGUUUGUGGAUUUUCCAGUUAAUAGUUAUUUAGCCAGAAGACAGAGUUUUCUUGUGUGUAAAUGUAGAAUACACCCCAGUGAAAGUUCAUUAUAGAGAAAGACCUGUCAUCAGCAAUAAAACCUUCAUUUUUAUAACUGAAAAUUUUCGUUACUGUGAAUAUUGUCAAAGGUUUUCUAAAAUGAGAAUCACCUGACAGAGCUUUUUUACCUGAAAGUUUAAAAGUUGUAAAGUUGUUAAUUAAAUGUGUGGAAUACUCAAAACAGUUGACUUUGGAAAACAUAAACUGAAUUUGCCAAGGGAAGGAAAAGUUGGAAAUAAGCAAGCAUCUUAGGUAUGGAAUACAAUUGGACCUAAGUUUCAAAACUGUUAUCAAUUGAUUUCUGGAAAAUAAUUGCUAGGACUGAUGUAUAGAAAUACAUUUGUAAUUUUACAGAUUCUGUUUAAUGGUUAAAUUACUAUGCAUUAUCCAAGUUAAAAAGUAAUCUUAUUUAUUUUAUAUACUUCUCUCAUUCAGUAUACUUUUCAUGAUGUUUCAGUGUGUUGAUAACAUGGUAUGUAUGCAUUUAUUUCAGUGCCUUAAAGUAUUUUGAAAGCAAUCUUUUGCUAAUGGCUAAAGAACUGUUCUCUUAAGGAUGAAAUACUGUUUGUUAAAAGGAUCUGUGAAAUAAUUUACACUUGUUGUACAAUAGUUACAUAUGGAUACAUUUGUCAUUUUCAUUUGGCAAAGUCAUUCAGUUUUAAUAAUCAACAAACAUUUAUUAGGUGCCUUCACUUUAACCGAGGUUACUUUAAUUUAAUACUCAGAAAUGUGGAAAUGAGAUAUUUUUAAUACCAACUCAAUAGUUGUGUUUAUUUUUAAACCAUCUUUUGUGUCCUGAGUUGAACUAGCAUGACGACUCUUUAAUAGGGUUUAUUCCUUUGUUCUUUUU